Rangifer tarandus platyrhynchus (Svalbard reindeer) is the source of this 1512-nucleotide messenger RNA. The record is from the annotation of a GenBank genome assembly. Lineage: Eukaryota; Metazoa; Chordata; Mammalia; Artiodactyla; Cervidae.
AUGACCUUGAAACUUCCCAGGAGAAGGCUUCUGAUGCUACUGAUGGUCUGGGGCCUGACCCAGGGUGACCCCUUGAAGCCCUCUCGGGGCCCGCUGGUGACCUGCACGUGUGAGAACCCACACUGCAGGGGGCCCACCUGCCAGGGGUCCUGGUGCACAGUCGUGCUGGUGUGGGAGGACGGACAGCUCCGGGAGCACCGGGGCUGCGGGAGCAUGCACCCGGAGGUCUGUAGGGCGCGCCCCACGGAGUUCGUCAACCACUACUGCUGCUACAGCCCCCUAUGCAACCACAACGUGUCCCUGGUGCUAGAGGCCACCCAGACUCCUCCGGAGCAGCCACAAGGAGACAGCCAGCUGCCUCUGAUCCUGGGCCCCGUGCUGGCCUUGCUGGUGCUCGUGGCCCUGGGUGCCCCGGGCCUGUGGCAUGUCUGGCGGAGGAAGGAGAAGCAGCGGGGCCUGAACAGUGAGCUGGGCGAGUCCAGCCUCAUCCUGAAGCCAUCUGAGCAGGGGGACAGCAUGUUGGGGGACCUCCUGGACAGCGACUGUACCACGGGCAGCGGCUCAGGGCUCCCGUUCCUGGUGCAGAGGACAGUGGCUCGACAGGUCGCCCUGGUGGAGUGUGUGGGAAAGGGCCGCUAUGGCGAGGUGUGGCGGGGUCUGUGGCAUGGUGAGAGUGUAGCCGUCAAGAUCUUCUCCUCCAGAGAUGAACAGUCCUGGUUCCGGGAGACUGAGAUCUACAACACAGUGCUGCUCAGACACGACAACAUCCUAGGCUUCAUCGCCUCGGACAUGACUUCCCGCAACUCCAGCACGCAGCUGUGGCUCAUCACGCACUACCACGAGCACGGCUCGCUCUACGACUUUCUGCAGAGGCAGACGCUGGAGCCUCAGCUGGCCCUGAAGCUAGCCGUGUCCGCGGCCUGCGGCCUGGCGCACCUGCACGUGGAGAUCUUCGGCACGCAGGGCAAACCGGCCAUCGCCCACCGCGACCUCAAGAGCCGCAACGUGCUGGUCAAGAGCAACCUGCAGUGCUGCAUCGCCGACCUGGGCCUGGCUGUGAUGCACUCCCAGGGUAGCGAUUACCUGGACAUCGGCAACAACCCGCGAGUGGGCACCAAGCGGUACAUGGCCCCCGAGGUGCUGGAAGAGCAGAUCCGAACCGACUGCUUCGAAUCCUACAAGUGGACGGACAUCUGGGCCUUUGGCCUGGUGCUGUGGGAGAUCACCCGCCGGACCAUUGUCAAUGGCAUUGUGGAGGACUACAGGCCACCCUUCUACGAUGUGGUGCCCAAUGACCCCAGCUUUGAGGACAUGAAGAAGGUGGUGUGUGUUGACCAGCAGACCCCCACCAUCCCCAACCGGCUGGCUGCAGACCCGGUCCUCUCAGGCCUGGCUCAGAUGAUGCGGGAGUGCUGGUACCCCAACCCCUCUGCCCGCCUCACUGCGCUGCGGAUCAAGAAGACACUACAGAAACUCAGCAAUGGUCUCCAGAAGCCCAAAGUUAUUCCCUAG